AUGCCCCCCAAGAAGGUUGAAGCUGUCAAGGACAAUGUUGUUGCUUUUGGAAGGGUUCGCAAGAACUUGAAGAUGGGAUGCGUUGGUCUGCCUAACGUGGGCAAAUCGAGCCUUUUCAAUCUCUUGACCGAGCAGAGCGCCGCUGCAGAGAACUACCCCUUUUGUACAAUUGAGCCCAAUGAGGCGAGAUGUGCGGUUCCCGACGCUCGAUAUGACUUUCUCUGUGACCUUUGGAAGCCGCCGUCCAUGUACCCAGCGUAUCUGCAGGUCACCGACAUUGCCGGCCUGAUCAAGGGGGCUUCCCAAGGAGAGGGACUUGGAAAUGCCUUCUUGUCUCAUAUCCAAGCCGUUGAUGGCAUGUUCCACGUUGUCAGAGCAUUCGAUAACGAUCAAGUUUUGCAUGUCGACGACUCGAUAGAUCCAGUCCGGGACUUAGAUACCAUCCAAAGCGAACUUUGCAAGAAGGAUCUCGACAUUCUGCAGAAAACAAUAAUCGCAGAGGAAGCAAUCGUCAGAAAGGCAGGUGGCAAGUACAAGAUGCUACCUCUUUUCACAGAAACAACGACAAAGAUCCGAGCAAUGCUGGAGAAGGAUCAGCCAGUCAGAGACGGAAGCUGGACACCCGCGGAGAUUGCGCUCAUCAGCGAGAAGAUACAGCUAAUCACCACCAAGCCAACCAUCUACCUCGUCAACUUGACAAUGAAGGACUAUCUCAGACAGAAGAGCAAGUACCUGCCGCUCAUAGCUAAGUGGGUUACCGAGCACGGAGGCAUUCCCCAAGACAUUAUCCCUUUCUCUAUCGAGUUUGAAGAGAAGCUCCACAGCAUGAAAAACGAUCCGGCUGCACAGGCCGAGUUUCUCAAGGAGAGCAAGGUCAAGUCAAGGCUGGACAAGAUUAUCACUGAAGGAUUCACAAAGCUCGGCCUGCAAUACUACUUCACCGGUCUGCUCACACAUUGCCACCGCUAG
This is a messenger RNA of Phaeoacremonium minimum UCRPA7, 969 nucleotides long. RefSeq lists its product as hypothetical. Gene Ontology annotation, cellular component: cytoplasm. Gene Ontology annotation, molecular function: ATP hydrolysis activity; ATP binding; GTP binding. The record is from RefSeq and is a predicted model, not a curated record. NCBI's taxonomy places the organism in Eukaryota, Fungi, Ascomycota, Sordariomycetes, Togniniales, Togniniaceae. The transcript has 6 exons. Bases 1 to 969 code for a protein of 322 amino acids.